Molecule: messenger RNA, 621 nt
Organism: Seminavis robusta
Lineage: Eukaryota; Bacillariophyta; Bacillariophyceae; Naviculales; Naviculaceae
Source: the annotation of a GenBank genome assembly
AUGAAGACCGUCGCUGUUCUCCUUGCCCUUUUCGGCUCUGCCGUCGCCUUCGCCCCUGCUUCUCAAAGCCAGGCCAGUACUUCUCUCGGUGCUGCCCUUGAUGACAUGACAGGAAGCACUAUGCCUGUCAAGGCCUUCGACCCCCUUGGCUUGGCUGAUUUCGGAAGUGACGAAACCCUUGCUUGGUUCCGGGCCGCCGAGCUGAAGCACGGCCGAUGCGCCAUGGUUGCCGCCACUGGUUUCAUUGUCCAGGCUGGCGGCAUGCACUUCCCAGGAAUGUUGAGCCACGACAUCUCCUUCGAAUCCCUUUCCACCAUGAAGCCCAUUGAUCAAUGGGCUGCCGUCCCUGACGCUGGAAAGGCUCAAAUCCUUUUCACAAUCUUCUGUGCUGAGUUGAUCACUGAAGGAUACCAAGGAACUCACUACAUGAAGGGAGGAGAAUUGCCAACCAUGGUCUUCCCACCAAUUGACUUCUCUGGAGUUAGCGAACAAACCAUGACAUUGAAGCGCAACCGUGAAUUGAACAAUGGACGUCUCGCAAUGAUCGCCACCAUGGGAUUCAUUGCCGAGGCCAGUGUCCCUGGAUCUGUGCCCGUUCUCACCACCAUCGGUGCUUUCUAA